Molecule: messenger RNA, 1581 nt
Organism: Miscanthus lutarioriparius
Lineage: Eukaryota; Viridiplantae; Streptophyta; Magnoliopsida; Poales; Poaceae
Source: the annotation of a GenBank genome assembly
AUGGCAUCCGCGCCUGCAUCGACGUCGCCACAGGAGGAACUACUGCCGCACCCCGUAAAGGAGCAGCUACCCGGCGUGUCGUAUAUGCUCACCUCUCCUCCCCCGUGGCUCAUGGCCAUCGUUCUCGGGUUCCAGCACUACCUCGUCAUGCUCGGCACCACCGUAAUAAUCCCCACUGCCCUCGUCCCCCAGAUGGGCGGCGGUAAUCAUGAGAAGGCGCGGGUAAUCCAGACACUGCUGUUCGUAGCAGGGAUCAACACGCUGCUGCAGACCUUAUGGGGCACGCGCCUGCCCACCGUCAUCGGCGGCUCCUAUGCUUUCGUUGCGCCAACCAUCUCCGUCAUCGUCGCCGGCCGAUACAACGGAAUCACCGAUCCCCACGAGAAAUUUGUGCACAUCAUGCGUGGGACACAGGGCGCGCUUAUAGCCUCCUCCGCACUGCAAAUCGUUCUGGGGUUCAGUGGGCUGUGGCGAAUUAUCGUCAGGCAGCUGAGCCCACUGUCUGCAGCGCCCUUGGUCGCGCUUGUUGGGUUUGGGCUCUACGAGCAUGGAUUUGCAAGUGCCGCCAAAUGCAUAUGGAUUGGUCUUCCAGAGAUUGUACUGCUGGUGGCUCUUUCUCAGGUUCAGGCAAUCAACUAUUACAUCAGACGCAUUCCCGUCAUAACAUCUGUUGCCGUCGUGUGGCUUUAUGCAUUCUUCCUUACUAUUGGAGGGGCUUAUAAAAAUGCUGGUCCAGAAACCCAAUCCCACUGCCGUACCGAUCGAUCAGGCCUUGUUGGGGCUGCUCCGUGGAUUAGUAUACCAUACCCAUUCCAAUGGGGUGUGCCAACAUUCCAUGCUCGUGAAGCUUUCGCCAUGACGGCAGCUUCUUUUGUUGCUCUUGUGGAGUCUACUGGUGCGUUCAUUGCGAGCGCACGGUUUGCCGGUGCAACACCCUGCCCUCCUUCUGUAAUGAGCCGUGGUGUUGGUUGGCAGGGGAUUGGUAUUUUGCUGGGCGGCUUACUUGGAACCGCUAAUGGAUCCUCUGCAUCUGUAGAGAAUGCUGGAUUGCUAGUUCUGACACGAAUUGGUAGCCGACGCGUGGUGCAAAUUUCCGCUGGAUUUAUGAUACUCUUCUCCAUCUUUGGGAAAUUUGGAGCUUUUUUUGCGUCAAUUCCAGGCCCAAUAUUUGCAGCUAUAUAUUGCCUUCUCUUUGCAUAUGUUGGUACGGGAGGGAUCACGUGCCUUCAGUUUUGCAACCUUAACAGCUUCCGAACAAAAUUCAUCCUUGGAUUCUCCAUGUUUAUGGGAUUGUCGGUUCCGAAGUAUCUCAAGGAUUACAAUUUGGCAGGUCAUGGCUCAUUGAACCCAUGGGUCACUGACAUGAUCGAGGCGGUAUUCUCGUCCGAAGCAUUUGUCGGAGGCGUUGUGGCCUAUUUCUUGGACAACACCCUGAACAGAAAUGACCGCACCAUCAGGAAGGACCGAGGACAACAUUUCUGGGACAGGUUCAAGUCCUACAAGACAGACCCACGCAGCGAGGAGUUCUAUACCCCCGCCACUUCGAUUCGCUGUCUCCAGGAACGCUUCCCGCUCUAUUGA